Messenger RNA from Acinonyx jubatus (cheetah), 3867 nucleotides. It is a transcript of the gene KCNG4, whose product is annotated as potassium voltage-gated channel modifier subfamily G member 4. Gene Ontology annotation, cellular component: membrane; voltage-gated potassium channel complex. Gene Ontology annotation, biological process: protein homooligomerization; potassium ion transmembrane transport. Gene Ontology annotation, molecular function: delayed rectifier potassium channel activity. The record is from RefSeq and is a predicted model, not a curated record. NCBI's taxonomy places the organism in Eukaryota, Metazoa, Chordata, Mammalia, Carnivora, Felidae. The transcript has 4 exons. The coding region runs from base 346 to 1881 and encodes 511 amino acids.
CCAGAGACUGCCGUGUGUGGGAUUUUUCUUUUCUUCUGCUUCAUCUCCACCACAAACCUGGCUCUUCCCUGGCCAUCGGGACACGGGCUCCCCUUGCCAGGUAGAGAGAGAGUGGGAAAAGGGCUCCCAGAGACAGGAAGGCUGCUCGCCUUCCUCUGGCCAUACGCCGUAAAGGAAGUAAUGCAUACAGAGUAACAGAACGCUGGGUGGUGAGCAAGUGUGAAACGCACAGGCUGUGAUUCAACUCUUCGCUGCCUGCUCGAAUCUAGCUGGCGCUGAAAUUGAGAGCAACUUUUGUUUCCAUUCAGCCGCCGAGUUUUUGUCUCCAUUGGAGUGCGUUUUGGAAUGACGUCUCCAGCAAUGUCCAUGCCCUUCAGGGCCAGGGGCCUACCUCCUGGACACCGCCACCGGGGCCCCUGCAGCCCCCUGGGUCAGCCGCCACCCAGCUCCAUGCAGCCGCGCUCCCUUAAGGGGCUUUACUACCGCAGGGCCCGCAAGGUGGGCGCGCUGGACACCUCCCCCGCGGCGGACCUGGAGAAGGAGAUCCUGGUCAACGUCGGGGGCCGGCGGUACGUGCUCCCCUGGAGCACGCUGGACGAGUUUCCGCUGAGCCGCCUGAGCAAACUCAAGUUCUGCCGGAGCCACGAGGAGAUCGCGCAGCUUUGCGACGACUACGACGAAGCCACCCGGGAGUUCUUCUUCGACCGCAGCCCCAGCGCUUUCGGCAUGAUCGUGAGCUUCCUGGCGGCCGGCAGGCUGGCCCUGCUGCGGGAGACGUGCGUGCUGUCCUUCCGGGAGGAGCUGGCCUACUGGGGGAUCGAGGAGGCCCACCUGCGGCCGUGCUGCCUGCUGGAGCUGCUCCGGAAGCUGGAGCAGCUGCGCGAGCUCCGCCAGCAGGAGGCGCUGCACCUGCGGCGCGAGGCGCGGCGCCCCCCCGGGGACCCGUCGCGCUGGGGGGUCUUCAUGAACUGGCUGCGGGAGACGGUGGAAAACCCGCGCUCGGGGCUCCCCGGCAAGGUCUUCGCCUGUCUGUCCAUCCUCUUCGUGGCCACCACGGCGGUCAGCCUGUGCGUCAGCACCAUGCCCGACGUGAGGGCCGAGGAGGACAAGGGUGAGUGUUCUCAGAAAUGCUACUACAUUUUCGUCGUGGAGACCGUGUGCGUGGCCUGGUUUUCCCUGGAGUUAUGCCUGCGGUUCGUCCAGGCCCGGGACAAGUGUCAGUUCUUCCAAGGGCCCCUGAACAUCAUCGACAUCCUGGCCGUCUCCCCGUACUACGUGUCGCUGGCCGUGUCCGGCGAGCCCCAGGAGGACGGCAGCUGGCCCGGCGGGGGCUCGUACCUGGAGAAGGUGGGGUUGGCGCUCCGCGUGCUGCGGGCGCUGCGCAUCCUGUAUGUGAUGCGCCUGGCGCGCCACUCGCUGGGGCUGCAGACGCUGGGCCUCACCGUGCGCCGCUGCACCCGCGAGUUCGGCCUCCUCCUCCUCUUCCUCUGCGUGGCCGUCACGCUCUUCUCCCCCCUGGUCUACGUGGCGGAGAACGAGUCCGGGAGGGUGCUGGAGUUCACCAGCAUCCCCGCCUCCUACUGGUGGGCCAUCAUCUCCAUGACGACCGUGGGCUACGGGGACAUGGUCCCGCGCAGCGUGCCGGGUCAGAUGGUGGCCCUGAGCAGCAUCCUGAGCGGGAUCCUCAUCAUGGCCUUCCCCGCCACGUCCAUCUUCCACACUUUCUCGCACUCCUACCUGGAGCUCAAGAGGGAGCAGGAGGAGGUCCAGGCACGCAUCCGCCGCCUGCAAAACGGCGCCACGGCCAGCGAGCGUGAACUUCUGAGUGACGUCGACGACCUGGGCCCGGAGGGCCCCGCCUCGCCCGCUAAAUACCUGUAACUCCAGGCCCUCCAGGGAAAGGGCGGCCCCGCGACCCAUCGCCCUCCGCUGACCGGGCUAGAGAUCACCACGGUGGAGACCAUCUGGUGGGACGUUUCUAGAGCGCCAGGAGCACUCCCACAGCUGGGAGGGGCGCAAGGCCACCGGGCUUGGCCUGUCGUGACUCGAGACCCCUCUGGCCACCGCGAUUCCGGCCGACCUUAUCGACGCUCCUUGCUUUCUCCUCUCUCCCUGCCCCUCGCCGAGCACAUCCGCUCUUUGUUAGGUCAGUCAGUCAUCCCCCAGUCUCCUUCCUUCCCUGUAGUGCUCCACACCCCAGGCUGCGUUCCACAUGCCCACAGAACCGAGCCUGCAGGACUCCGUUCCUCCCCUAAGACCCGCUUUGCGGGGGCCUCCCUACCACCAGGGACGGAGGGGCCGGUCACUGCGAACCCUUCUGAUCAGAUCUCCCCACCACGGCGCGUCCUAUCGUGGGCUCCCGCAGGGCUCAGUAUGUCCCCUUUCCCCCCAGGAUGUUCCAUUUUCCCAAUGCCGCUGCCCCCCGCCGCCCCCCCCCCCCCCAACUCUGGAAGCUCUCAGCCAAGAAGGCAGAAGCGGCCUCUGCGUUAACCCCCCUGGGCCAGCUGCGCUCUGGCUGGGACGUUCUCCAGGUGGCCAGUUCUUGGCCUUGACAGAGGCUCACUCUUGCAGGACCUGCAUCGCCCCUUGAGAGAACCAUUCCUGCUGCUGGAUCCCCCAGCGCUGCAGAAGCCGCCCCUUCCCACCCUCAGCCGGGCCACCACGGGGGGCGGUAUAGCUCUGGUGCGGAAGUGAGGGCACCUUUCCGAUCUGCCCCUUGCCGCCUCCCCAGACCGGGCCCUAGCUGCCAAAGGGUAUGUUCCUCAGCUUAUAUGUAAAUGUGUUUGUCUAUUUAUCCGUUCGUUCAUGAACUCACAGGCCCUUUGCGUCCCAGGGAGGAAGCGGAUGUAGGACCCAGCGGCUCCAGGUCUGGGCAGGGCAUGCCGGGGGGCCAGAGCCAUGAAUCCCGAGCAGUCAGCCCACGCGGAACGUGCAUCUCAAAGUGCACGGCUUUGCAAAAGGGCCCAACAAUUCUAUCAGCUCUUCAAAGGAAUCCAUGCCUCCCUGUGAAAGGAUAUGAAGUCGUUAAGUAAAUCAACUCUCGUAUUUUAAGAUGGAGAGACCAAGGCUCGGAGAGGGAAAGCCACCUGCCCAAGGCCACACAGCCAGUUUACUUCCUUAGAUCUGCCCCUCCUGAGUCCCAGCGGGACACUCUCUCUAGUGUAUCAAGCUUCAGUUCUUAGGCUUUUCUGAAACAGUGCCCAAGCCCUCCCAGAAAACGUUCCAGGUUAAGCGUGUGGCAAGGAUGUAACUUUGCCCCGUUACCCUGAGCAGAGUAAGCAAGUGGUCUUGGGAGUAAGUCUGGCACCAGCUGUCACCCUUCCUUUGUCCUAUCACAGUGGACAGGCAGCUGAUUUCACUGGACCUUCGUUUUCUCACUGAUGCCGGGGAGAGGUGGGACCAGACGGCGAUUAAAGUCCCUCCCCGCUUGGACAGUGUGGGAUUCUGGGAAGCCGAGUUCAUUGCAACAAUGUAUGCCACAGAGGGGCAGGUUGGAGGCCAGAAGAGAGAGAAAACAAGAAAAGCCAGCCCUGGGCCCUGACCAUCCACAGAGCUGCUCCCUUAGCAACAAUCAAGUAGUUCAAGUUUGAAUCGAAAUUCGCCGAGAUGUCCAGCUGCCCUCCCCGUUCCUAUCCAGCCACCUGGGCUCCUCCUCUCCACCCCCCUCCCCCUCCUUCCUGGCUCUGGGCUGUACCUACCGGCUCCAAGCCUCUCACCAGGAGUACUGAGCAUCACUUACUGUAUAAUUACUAGUCACCAGGCAACUGAUGUUUUCACAUUUUAUUUGGGAAACAUCAAACACAAAGAAGUUGCAAGAACAGGAAGUGUGUACCUCUGAUCCCUGAACACCUCUUUUUUUUUUUUUUU